AACCAGUAAUGAGCCCUGGUACCGGUAUAAAAAUAUUCAUACUGAUUCCUUUCACGAAGAAAAUUCUUAUUAAAACAAAAUCUACAUAAAACAUGAAGCUGGAACUGGUGUCGACCACAAAAUGCUUCGAGGGCGAGCAACGUGUCUAUAAACAUCACUCUAACAUAUUGGAUUGCGAUAUGACCUUUGGCGUCUUCUUGCCACCUGCGGCAGUUGAAGAUAAAACCCAAUGCCCGGUGUUAUACUUUUUGAGCGGCUUGACCUGCACGCACGAGAACUUUGUACAGAAGAGUGGAUUCCAAGGGACUGCAGCUAAGCAGGGCCUUAUAGUGGUUAAUCCUGACACUUCGCCACGUGGAGUAGACCUGCCCGGCCAGGAUGAUGCUUAUGACUUUGGCAGUGGCGCCGGCUUUUAUGUAGACGCUACUGAAGCACCCUGGUCAAAACACUACAAAAUGUACAGUUAUGUUACGCAGGAGUUGCCUGAAGUAGUCAACGAGAAUUUCCCGACGUUGCCUGGCAAAAAGGGCAUUUUUGGUCACAGCAUGGGCGGACAUGGCGCAUUGAUUUGUGCCUUGAAAAAUCCCGGUCUGUACCAAUCAGUCUCUGCAUUUGCACCAAUUUCGAACCCAUCGGAAUGCCCAUGGGGCCAGAAGGCAUUUACCGGUUACUUGGGUCCAAACACAGAGAACUGGCAGCUGUGGGAUGCCACCAGCCUAGUCUCAAAGUAUGUCAGCACACCGCAGGAACUAUUCAUAGAUCAAGGAUCAGCUGAUAACUUUCUUAUUGGCAAACAACUGCUGCCAGAAAAACUGCUUGCUGCAGCUGCCACCAACGACCACAUCCAAACCAUAUUCAAGCAACGCGAGGGAUAUGACCACAGCUACUUCUAUAUAGCAACCUUUGUAGCCGAGCAUAUUGAAUACCAUGCCAAGUUGUUAAAGGCAUAAGGGAAAACUAAGAUGUUCGAGUUUUGUUUGUAAAAGUUAUGUUGACGAAUAAACUCUGUAUAUACAACUGCA
This is a messenger RNA of Drosophila novamexicana, 1022 nucleotides long. RefSeq names its product S-formylglutathione hydrolase. The transcript is spliced from 2 exons. Bases 93 to 950 code for a protein of 285 amino acids. Lineage: Eukaryota; Metazoa; Arthropoda; Insecta; Diptera; Drosophilidae. Gene Ontology annotation, cellular component: cytosol. The record is from RefSeq and is a predicted model, not a curated record. Gene Ontology annotation, biological process: formaldehyde catabolic process. Gene Ontology annotation, molecular function: S-formylglutathione hydrolase activity.